Symphalangus syndactylus (siamang) is the source of this 20185-nucleotide messenger RNA. It is a transcript of the gene GPATCH2L, whose product is annotated as G-patch domain containing 2 like. The record is from RefSeq and is a predicted model, not a curated record. NCBI's taxonomy places the organism in Eukaryota, Metazoa, Chordata, Mammalia, Primates, Hylobatidae.
GCCCUACCCCUCCGGCCCAGACCGGAAAUGAGGUCAGAGAGAGAAGCCCGGGCGGUGAGAGUCGGCCCAAAAAGCGGCGGCCGUUGGAGGUGGCUGCGGCAGCUGAUGUGGCCUCAUGGAUGAGCUGGUACACGACUUAGCCUCAGCCUUGGAGCAGACAUCUGAGCAGAAUAAGCUUGGUGAACUGUGGGAGGAGAUGGCCCUGAGCCCCCGACAGCAGAGGCGGCAGCUUCGGAAACGCCGAGGUCGGAAGCGUCGUUCUGACUUCACUCACCUGGCAGAGCAUACCUGCUGCUACAGCGAGGCCUCUGAGUCAAGUCUGGAUGAGGCCACUAAGGACUGUCGAGAAGUGGCUCCGGUGACCAAUUUUAGUGACUCUGAUGACACAAUGGUAGCCAAACGACACCCAGCUCUCAAUGCCAUUGUUAAGAGUAAGCAACAUUCUUGGCAUGAAUCUGACUCCUUUACUGAAAAUGCACCUUGUCGACCACUCAGGCGCAGGCGGAAGGUGAAGCGAGUGACAUCAGAGGUGGCUGCUAGCCUUCAGCAGAAGCUGAAGGUGUCAGAUUGGAGCUAUGAGAGAGGCUGCAGGUUCAAGUCUGCUAAGAAGCAGCGUCUGUCCCGGUGGAAGGAGAAUACUCCCUGGACCUCAUCAGGUCACGGAUUGUGUGAAUCAGCGGAAAAUAGGACUUUCCUAAGCAAAACAGGAAGGAAAGAAAGGAUGGAGUGUGAAACAGAUGAACAAAAACAGGGCUCUGAUGAGAACAUGUCAGAAUGUGAAACCAGCAGUGUGUGUAGCAGCAGUGACACUGGGCUCUUUACCAAUGAUGAAGGGCGACAAGGUGAUGAUGAACAGAGUGAUUGGUUCUAUGAAGGAGAAUGUGUCCCAGGAUUCACUGUCCCUAAUCUUCUGCCCAAGUGGGCUCCUGAUCAUUGUUCUGAAGUAGAAAGGAUGGAUUCUGGAUUGGAUAAAUUUUCAGAUUCCACGUUCCUUUUACCUUCUCGGCCAGCUCAAAGAGGGUACCAUGCUCGCUUGAAUCGUCUACCUGGAGCGGCAGCUCGAUGCCUCAGAAAGGGGCGAAGAAGGCUGGUUGGGAAGGAUACCAGCAUAAACACUUUGGGGACUGAGAGGAUAAGCCAUAUCAUUAGUGACCCUCGGCAGAAAGAAAAGAAUAAAGCGUUGGCUUCUGAUUUUCCUCACAUUUCUGCUUGUGCACAUGAGUUCAAUCCCCUGUCUCCCCUUUACUCCCUGGAUGUUCUUGCCGAUGCUUCUCACCGAAGGUGUUCACCAGCACACUGUUCUGCCAGACAGGCAAAUGUACAUUGGGGACCACCAUGUUCACGUGACAUCAAGAGGAAGCGGAAACCAGUGGCCACAGCAUCUUUGUCUAGCCCCAGUGCAGUUCACAUGGAUGCAGUGGAGCCAACCACACCAGCAUCACAAGCCCCCAAAUCACCCAGCUCUGAGUGGUUGGUGAGGACCUCUGCAGCAGAGAAAGCCACAGACGCAACUACUGCUACAUUUUUUAAAAUGCCACAAGAAAAGAGCCCUGGAUACAGCUAGAGAGCAAGACUUCACCCUCCAGGAGCUGACUGGGUGUUGCUGAAGCAAAUGUUGGACUUUGUGUUAGAUAGUCUUGCAUAUCUUAAUCGACAUUCCCAGUCCUUUCACCACCAGAACCAACUCCUCUUUCAAACACAGCAGUGGAUUCUUUCUCUCAGAAGAUCAUGUUGUGGGAAUCUUUUUUUUUAAAGUAAAAUAUUGAGGCAGCAAUUUUUUACAAAAAGGUCAUCCUCUGCUCUAUUUGUUACCUUGUUAUUGCUGUCUCAACAUUUACUACAGCUCCAUUUACAGAGCUGUUGCUUUUUUGCAGUUGUCUUUGUUCUUGAAAAACCAGUAACUGCUUCUGCAUACCUUUUGUGUAGAGCUUUUAAUAUCAUUUGAGGAAGUUCGAAAUUUGUAGCCAGUUCCAAACAAAUUUAAAUACUGAGUUGAGGCCUGUAUGGAAUUGUGUUCGCAGGAGAUAAGGCUUGCCUUUGAGCCUACUCUUGAUUCACGCAGAGUGCCAAUAAGAUAAAUCGACCAAGUUUUGGGGCCUCAAAAGAGACACCAGCAAGUGGGCCUUGAGAACUUCAAUUUUUUUUGCAGAUUGUCUGCAGAAACUCAGACAGCUCAUCAUCAUCAGCAGCUGUAUUGUAUUUUACCUCAUCUUCAGAGUUUCUGUUCUACUGAAAGAGGACAUGUGUAUAUACACACACACACAGAUUGGUGUAAUGGAGAAGAUGGUUUAGGUAUACAGCAAGUUUAAAAUAGUCAGUGGAUUGUGUCUUACUACUUCAUGUCCCAGUGUGAGCCUUUAUGUCCUAAGCAGGACUUUAUUGUUAGUAUUAUAGGUUAAUAACCUGCAGCAGAAAUUCAUACUCUAUUAUAAUAAUGGCUUCUUGGGGCCAUGCUUUGGGGAGGUAAAUUGUCUUUUUGACAGGGCUUUAUACUUGGUGUGUUUAUGAUGGCCCAGCUGCAUGUGGAGUUAUAUAUACAGUCGUGCCUCAAGUUGGAUGCUACUUUGUCAAAAUGAGAAAUAAGUGAUGGCCUGGAGCUGCUGGAGAGAAGCCAUGCUUUCUAGAAAGUAUUAUCAAGAGUGUCUGUCAUUCAUUCAGGGGCCUGGCUGACAAAAGGGCUCUUUUUUUUAUACCAAUGAGUAUGUUUACUCUGAAAUACAUAGAAGCUCUUGGUGAAGUGCUCCCUGCUCUGGUCACAUUGUAGAGGGACUCGCACUCAUGCACCUGCUUAUUUUCUGUAUUAAAUAGGUGCGACAUGGGGCAGCACCCCCUUCCCCUAAAGUGCGAUUGCCCCUGUUUCCCGUACGAAGUGUAAUGAUGGGUUGCUUUAUCAUAUUCCCUUUUAAAAUUAUAGUCCUUAUCAGUGGAAACUCCAGAUUUCUUUAUCGAAGGGAGGUGGGUGGGCAUGAAUUUAGUUGGAAAAGGGGACUUGAAGCUAAGUUUACAUGGCACUUUAAGACUGAGAACAUGUCAAUUGUUCAUAAUCAGGAAUAUGGUAGAGGGAGAGCAGGUGGAGAUGAUGGGACGGGAAAGUGCUGAAACCAGCCCAGCAUGCCCGUGAGUCGCCUCUGGUUCUCACGCAGCAGUGUGUGUGCUCACAGGGACGUUCCACCCCUGGUUCUCAUGCGGUAGUGUGGGAGAGUGCUGAAGCUGGCCCAGCAUGCCUCUUAGUUGCCUCUGGUUCUCAUGCAGCAGUGUGUGUGCUUACAGGGGUGGAGAUGAUGGGACGGGAGAGUGCUGAAGCUGGCCCAGCAUGCCUCUGAGUCACCCCUGGCUCUCAUGCAGCAGUGUGUGUGCUUACAGGGACUUCCCAGGCUGCACUUUCCUUCUCUGUGGGCUGCACCCAUAGAAGUAUAGAAAAUAUAAUGUCUGUUGAAUAUAAAAUGGUACCACUGAAUUGUUUUAGUGAUGAGGUUAGAUUUUGUUGUCAUGUGCAUUGUCACCAUAGUGACCCAUGGCAUAUAUUUUUAACAUACUUGGUUGGGUUUGAGAGAAAUCUGUGGACAUAAUUUUUUGUUUGUGUCAAGCUCUAUGACUCAUGCAGUGAUUGGUCCCAUGAUCAUGGCAUAUUAGUGAAAACCUCCAAAGGUCAGGUGGCCAAGGUGUUCUCACAUUUUUUCUAUAUAACUUGUUCCUAAUAGUCUGCCUUUCUACCUAUGAUUAAAAAUAACUUUUAUAUACAACAUUAUUUACAUUUCAAACACCUCUACGAAGUCAUGCCAUUUUAAGGAGAUGAAAACAGCCACAGAGUUGAGUGACUUGCUCCAAAUCACAUAACUAAGCUAGGACUAGAAUCCCAGACUUUCAGAUUUUCUCUGCCCUGGGUUAUAAUCUCUUGUUUUUCAGUGAUAGACCUGAGUCAGUCUGAGAUGCUUAUUUAUGAAACGAUAUACCAUGAAUAUUUAUUAUCUUUCUUGGGCAUGCUUUUCUACACAUUUUGAAUACUUUCAAUAGGGAUUACCCAAGAAUGCAACAUCUACCUGUAAUAAAUGGGGAGAAAAUUAGUUGCCUGAGAGAAUAGAAUGUUAAGCACACAAAUACUUUCCAGCACAGGGUUAUAAAUUGUGCUCCUCAUUUUAAGGUGCUGUAUGUGCAUGUUUAAAGAAUUAUUAAUCAAUGUACUCUGCUUGCUUUCUGUAUUAACCAGUUCCAGAGGAUAGCCUUAGAAAUGAGUGUAUUUUGAAUCUUAAAGUUUCUUUAUAUGCAGCACAGUGUAUAAUGUCAUAAGUUAAGAAAAAUCUAUUAUCUUUCAAAGAAGUUACAUAGUUUCAAAAAUCAGGUUUUGUAAUCAGUGUUGAAAAAACUCUGAAAUAUGACUUACUUUGAGGAUGAUCCUUGAGCUCAUGUAUUUGAUCUGCUCAAAAGUAAUAACUAAAGUUGAGUUAAACAGUUUUUAUUUAUUUCAGGGUUCUGAUUUUUCUCAGCUGGCUACACAAAUGGCCUGUCUGAAUCCUAAUUUUGUGUGUUUUCCACGAUGGGCAGAAGUCAGAACAUUAUCUGCGUCUGUGAGGAUCAUUAAUAAAAAGUUAGUUUUAAUUAUGAGUUUAAGGGAAUUUUAGAUUAUUUUUCAGAUGCGGUAUUUUAAAGGAACGAAACUCUUGUGUUGCCUUUUGUUGUUGUUUCCUAGAGACAGGUUCUUGAUCUGUCACUCAGACUAGAGUGCAGUGAUGUGUUCAUAGCUCACUGUAACCUUGAACUCGUAAGCUCAAGCCAUCCUCCUGCCUCAGCCUCCUGAGUUGUGAGGACUGUGGAAGUGUGCCACCACUCCUGGCUAAUUUUUUAAGUUUUUGGAGAGAUGGGGUCUUGCUCUGAUGCCUGUGCUGGUCUUGAACUCCUAACCUCAAGCAAUCUUCCUGCCUCAGCCUCCCCAGGUGUUGUAAUAAUAUAGGUGCGAGCCACCAUGCCCAGCCUUGUGUUGCCUCUUGGUAAGAAAUAAUAAAAAGAAAUUAGUAGCUUGUUUACCUGGUACCAGAUUUGGAGGGGGCUGAGUAUAAUUUUUACUGAGUGGUAUGUGUGGUUGUAAAAUAGGUCACAUUUAGCCUUGAAUUGUUUAGAAAUCACAUGCAAUUCAAAAUUGAAGAGGACAUUGCUGGGCUAUGAAGUAGGCUACUAACAAGGCUAUUUUUGUAGCAAAAUGGCCAAAAGCUGAAAUAAGUCUUCUUAGUCUGUGAUGCUUGUAGCAUCCUUUGUUAAGUAAAGCACAACACCUUGGACAAGUAACUAGUUAUGACUUCCAAGUAGAUUGAUAAUAGCCUUGCAUUUUGGAGUUAGAGACACUGUAGCUGUAUCUAUAUACCCAUAAUAUAGCCUGGGAAGUUCUGUUGCUGCAGAGUUAUCAUUAAAGUCACUUGGAAUUGAAAAAGAUACAGAGUAUUGAGACAGGAACUAGGCUGGCACAGUCAUUGCUGAUGCGAUGGGUUCUCCACUUUGGCUCCAGGCGAAGGCUCCUGGUGGUGAUGCAUGGUUGAUUUCAGGUCUUUGUUUCAUUUUGGCUUCAUUACUGUGGUUCUGAGCCACACCGAUUUUUCCCCCUGGGGAGAAGACCACGUAAAAAUCUCAGCAUUAGAAGCUGUGUUCAGUGCCCUGUAUGUCUUGUGAACCUUAUCUGAGCUGGGCUGAGAGCAGAGUGGCUUACUCUAGCAGCUGUGGAUGCAGUCUAGUUGGAGGCAUGGCUUGGAGGAUGUCAUGGUUCAUGCGAUGGUUGGAGGGAUGGUAAAAGCAGUUAGCUCUUGUCAGCUGCUUCCCUCUGCUAGUGCUUGAGCUGCCAGUUUUAUUUGUCAGUAUUUCCUUAUCUCUCACUCCUGUUGUGAAAGGUCAGAGUUACUGUCACUGGCAACAAUUUCUCCCCUUAGAAGAAAACUGGUACAGAGGGAAAGGGUGAGGAAAAUGGUGAGUUCUAUCACUCAGAACUAAAUGCAAGUGGCACAGAGAUGCUUUCUCCUGUGUUAACGUCUCCAAAAGAUGAACAUCAAAUGCUCGGAAACAGCAACAUCAAAAAGAAGGAAGAUGAGAAGUAUUGUUGAAGAGUAGGGACUACAGGGUUUUUUUUUUUUUUUUGAGACGGAGUCUCGCUCUGUCGCCCAGGCUGGAGUGCAGUGGCGCAAUCUCGGCUCACUGCAAGCUCCGCCUCCCAGGUUCACGCCAUUCUCCUGCCUCAGCCUCUCCGAGUAGCUGGGACUACAGGCGCCCGCCACCACGCCCGGCUAAUUUUUUGUAUUUUUUUUAGUAGAGACGGGGUUUCACCGUGGUCUCGAUCUCCUGACCUCGUGAUCCACCCGCCUCGGCCUCCCAAAGUGCUGGGAUUACAAGCGUGAGCCACCGCGCCCGGCCGGGACUACAGGGUUUUUAACAAGUCCAGCAAAACAAACUUAUGGCCAAAAGAAGACAUUUUUCUAUCACUGCAAGUAGACAUAUUUUUCUAUCACUGCAAGUAGACAUCAUAAAUGCUUGGUAAAAUUGCCAGAUUUAGGGAAUAAAAAAAUUUUAAAGUACAGUAUCGAAGAAUGGGGCAUGUCCUGAAGACAUUCAGCAAAGAAGCAAUCUUGGCAAGGUGGAGAAGUGGGAAGCAGCGGGGAAAGGGAGAUGCCCAGAGCAGGAAUUCUAAACGUGUGGUCCCUAGGCCAACAGCAUCAGCACAUCUUGCCCUCACCAGACCUACUGAAUCAGAAACUCCCAGCGCAAGGCCCAGCAGUCUUUAAACAAGCCCUCCAGGGGGCUUUGGUGCAUGCUCAAGUUUGAGAACCAUAGGCUUUGCCACAGUUAAAAAGAUGUUUUAAUGGACUGGUCUCCUCCUAAGCUCUGAGGUACUCUCAUAUUCCCUCCAUAAGUAAAGAGGGUUUUUUUUUGUAUAAUUCUUUGCAGAAACUGUUAAUGUCUUUAUUUCUCAUAUUUUUUUUCCCCUACAAGCUCCUGAAAGAUCUUUUUGAAAAAUUGACAAAGGAUGCUAUCAAGGGCUAUGUUUAGGUGGAUGGAAAUAACCUUUUGAAAAUGGAAAAAGCCUCGGUGUGGUGACUCACGCCCAUAAUCGAACACUUUGGGAGGCCAGGGCAGGAGGAUUGCUUUAUCGCAGGAGUUGAAGACCAGCCUAUGCAACAUAGUGAGACCUUGUCUCUACAAGAAAUUUUAAAAAUUAGCUGGCUGUGGUGGUGCAUGCCUGUGGUCCCAGCUACUUGGGAGGCAGAGGCAGGAGGAUCACUCGAGCCCAGGAGGUUGAGGGUGCAGUGAGCCAUGAUCUGGCCACUGCACUCCAGCCUGGGUGACAGAGCGAGACCCCGUAUCAAAAAAUAGAUAAUAAAAUAAAAAUGGAUAAAAAUAUAACAAUGAAUUAUUAGUCUAUGAAUGAUAGUCAUUUUUCACAAUUGGCAGUAAAAAUGUGAUUUGUGUAAGGUAUGAGUUUACCAUAUUUGUUCGUUAGAUCUUAGUUUCAAGGGAAAAUAUCAUGUAUUUUCCAGCAUGAUAAUGAUGAAUCAUUUAAAGUACGGCUCAUAAAAAUGAAAAAAAAAUAUUGGAAGAAAAAAACACCUUGGGUACAUAGGUGUGAAAUACCUGUUGAGUUAUUGGUAAUCUCUUGCUAGGACUGAAUCUCAGUACUUCAGAGCAUGUAAAAAUCAAUUUUCUGUGAUCCCACUUAAUCAUAUCGUGUUGUCUUUUUUUAGAUUUCAGCUAGCAAUUCUGCAGGGGUUGGAGACCAAUAGCAAUAUCAUGCUUUUUUGUUGUUGUUAUUGUCUGACUCGUGGAUCCAGCAUUUCAGAAUAUGGUACUCUAAUCUUAAGGCUUUGAAAAGAAAAGCAUGGCCAUUUUUUCUUCAUAUUUUACUUGUAUUAAUUGGGCUGGGUCCUAACUGGUUGCUGGAGCCCAGAAAUCCAAGUUCUGUCUUUUCAGGGAAUAUGCAUAGCUAAAGAGUUCAUUGUGUUUGCACAGGUAUACUAGGAGUUCUCAUUUCCUCAGAUGCCCAUGUGUGUAGGCUCUUAAGGUCUCAUUUCAAUUUUUGCAGUCUUUUACAACACCACACAAUUUUUCUUUUCCAUCUUGAAGACCAGUUAAAACUACCUCUGGCCAAAAAUGUUAGUGUUACUAGAUAUUAUCAAGGUGUGAGACCAAAAAGUUAGAAGGCUUUAAGAUGUGAAUUAUAUAAGUUAAUGUUUUCUUUCUCUAAAAGUUCUGACCCUUGCUGACCCCUCAUUCAAAUGUUUUUAAUUGAAAGGGGAAAGAAAAUAUCAGAGAACUUAAAGAUGGCCUUCGUGACUUUGACUCAAAGUCAACGCAUUUCAUUAUGUGUAGGUCCUACACCUUGCUUCCUCAAGCGGGCCAUGAAAAAAAUCUCAUGACCGUGCAAACUGAUGCUACCCCAAAAUCAUGGUAACGAUUUGAAUUGCUCUCAGUAUUGAUCUCAAACUGCCUCCUGUUGUCAGCAGCUUAUUGCAAACUGGCCAUUCUAAACCCUUUUACCCCCACCUUCUCUCAAGCUCAGCAGUUAAUCCCAGCCCUCCCCCCACCACAUUACAGCCUCGGGCAGAACUUCCCACUUAGACACCCACACACACACCCUUCCUUAUCUUCGUGCCAGUGCCUGUCCUGCCCAAGACGAAUCCCUUUUCCUGUGCCCUAGGACCUCUCCCUUGAUAAAUGACUUGAUCUAGCUACAGCCUCAUACUCCUGGCACAUUCAGCAUUGCAUUUAAACAUGUUCAGAUACUCCUGCUUCAAACAAAAGACUUUUCCUCAACCCUUUGAAAGCCUGAGUACCACUAAAGUAUACUGCCCUUAUCUGCACUCUGUCCAUUCUGCAGUCCACUGAGGCAGUGGUUUUUAACCCUGGCUGCAUGUUAGGGUCACCUGGGAAGCUUUAAAAAGUCCUAAUCCCUGGACUGGACCACAGAACAAUUAAAUCAGCAUGGGGAGGUGGGGAUGGGUUUCAGUCUUUAAAAAGAAGUGUAGCUGAGGCUGAGAACCAUCACUCUAAAACCUGGCUGCUACCCUUGCUACCAUUAAAACUGUUCUUGCUGGAUUCACCAGUGACUUCUACUGUCAAACUUUAGCCCAUAGGUUGAUUUUUAUGGUACUGAUGCUAUAAACCACUUCCUUCUUUGGAAUGCUCCCUUUCCUGACCCUACUUUCCUGAUUUUUUCCCACUUCUUUGCUCUUUCUCAGUUUCUCUGGAGUUGUUUGGUAGAUCAGUCUAGCACAGACUGGAUGCUGGUCUCUGCCGCCACCUCCGUUACUUCAGUGAACACCUGUAUGCCAGUGAGUUCCUUUGCCAUUACCACCUUAAUGCACCAACUUAAAAGCACAGAUUAGAGUAAAGCAUUCACAUUUAUUACUUACUGCAGGCUUCUAGGAAAGCAUAUUAAAGGUCUCUGGUCCUCUCACCUCCCUUGUUCCUCCUUCAAGCACAGUGAGGUAGGAGGAAUUGCUAAUUAGAUUAGUGAGAUUCUAAGGUGGGUCACUUCUGUUUACUUAUGAGAUGCUAUUUAUGAAAAGAUGGCCUGGACUGUGUUCCCUCUUCUGCUUUCUCCUCUUCAGGGUCUUGGACUGGUAAGGGGGCCUGUGCCCAAAAGGGGCUCCUCCACCUAAUGCUGUCUUUAAUCUGUGGCUUUCUGCUGCUGGUUAAUUUUUUAAUUUGGCUUCCUCAUGCCUUUUUGGCUGUGAACUUCGUGUUGAUUUUUAUCAAAGAAUUUUUUAUUGGGGCAUCAGCACUAGCCCUAUGAAUACAGUGAAACUUGGGGUUCCACUUUCAUUAGAAGUGACCCUGUGUGUUCCUGAUGUCUUUGAAUCACUAGUUUCUGAUUCAAAAUAUGGGGUAGGUGGAUCUGAUUAGUAGUCAUAUGCCUGUGGUCCUGGCUGGGAAGUCAGAAUGAGGUUAUCUGGAAAGUUGAGCUUCCUCACACAUAGGAAGGUACUUCAGAUGCUGGACAGCCAAUAAGAAUAACAAAGGUCCACCAGAACCUUUGCCCCAGUCACUGAUUGAACAAACAUUUACUGAACACUGAUGAAGCCAAGUCCUCCUCGGGGACCUCUUAGGGAAGAGGGUAACUGCCCUAAAGCAGAAUACUCCUGGGCCCCUUAGAUAUACUAUCCUUGAGACUACUAGGUCCCUGUCCAGAGUACCUAAUAAUAAUGGCAAAUAUGUACUUAGUGGUCUGCCAUUUGGAAACAUCUCACUUAUUCAGCAACUCUAAAGGUAGGUACUUUUAUCUUCGUUUUAAAACAAUGAAAUAUGCUUAUAGUUACAGACAAACUUGCUCAAGUCAUAUAUCUAUUGUCAGUCAAGAUUCAGAUUCAAGUCUGUUUGAUGUUAAAGAGUGUUCCCAACCAAUACCUCUGCUGCCUCUUUUUACAAACUGAACUGUUGGAGGGCAUGUACGUAUGCAUAAGCUAUGGGGCCACUGGGCCAUGGGCCAGUGUCUGAUGAGACCUGUUUAUUGACUUGCUUCUCCUGGUGGGCUGUUUCUCUACCAGGCAACUGUGAAUGGGCUCAUCCCUUCUCUGUGCGUACAUCAUUGAAAGGAGAUAGCCGGUUUCUGUGACAUCCUCUUACAACAACCUAGUUUUGUUCUUGAGAGUGACCAGAGCAAGAGAAAAGUCAGUGAGAUCCUGCAAACCUAUGGCAAUAAAAAGGUAUUGUUCUUUGUGUACCAAGGCACAACUGGUUCCUAAGCUAGGAGGAUAUGUGUUCUGAGAUGUUAAUGUUAGUGAUAGACUGUUUUCAACACCUUGGUAAACAUUUCUUUAACUGUUAGCAAAAGCUGCCUUAACAAUCUUGGCUUUUAGAAAUGCCCCUUCAUUCAUCAGAUGUGUAUAGAACACAUUUGAUGCCAAGCACUCUGCUAGGAGCUGGGUAUACGGAGAAGGAAGGCAUUCCUGCUCUCAUGAUGUUCAUGGUCUUCUGAGGAAGAGAUCAGAAAAGCAAAUAUUACAAUGUAGAAUGAAAUAAGAAUGACAGGAUAUUUUGGCAGCAAGGAGGAGGGCACUUUAACUCAAACUGGGCAGUGGAAGAAGUAAAAAAAAAACACUGAAUGAAAUCCUGAAGGAUGAGCAGGAGUUAAGAAGAGUGGAUGAAGCCCUCCAAGGGUAAGAGCAUGGUUUGUUCAGAGCACUGCAAGUGUUUUAGUAUGGCCCACAUGUAAAGCUUACAGAGGAACAGAGAGAGGAAGGCAAGAGACAGGAAGUGAAGGGUCCUGUGUAUACUGGCUUCCUUAUUGAGUUGGAGAACUAUUGCAGUAUACCUCUGCUAAGCUCAGGGUGCAUUCGUGGAAACCCUACUGCAACUGGCCCAUUGUGCAUACAAAGCUGGAACUGAGAUGUGAACAGAUUUGCAUUGCCUUGUUCACCUUCCGUGGGAAAUAUAGCCAGGCCCACUUAUUGGUAAGAGCUACUGACAUGUUAAAACUAGGUUAAACUGAAUUGGAAGUAAUGCUUUAUUUGGAAUCAUGGCUGACUGAUUCCAUUACAUAUUCUAGCAUGAUACCAGUCUGAGGUUAUUCCCCUUGAACCACCGACUUAGUAGAGUACAAUGCACAAUGUGAUUGUGUUAGUUCCUUGUACUAUUCUUCAGUGACACAGUUGUUCAACUACCAGUUAAGUUUUUUGGGCUUUGUUUCUCAGUAGUGACAAUAAAUUUGUGUUGAUCUAUUUACACCUUUUGGACUGAACACCUUAGCAAUCUUUGAUACUUUAAGCCUACAGAAAGUGCCCAUGGGAUAAAACCAAUCUGCUGGCUCACACUAAGUUCUGAUCCCAUGAUUUUGGUCUCAUUAAUACUAUACUGUAAAAAAAGUUAGCUAAAUCUUUUGAAACUGCGUAAAAGUGAAAUAAGUGUGAGUUUUGGGCCAACGUUUUUCCUGAACAGGUUCUGACUGACCAGCGUUUUAAAUUAGGCGAUGUAGUCUAGCUUUUGUACAUAGAAAUAAGAAAGUGACUUUUAUGUUCCAUUAUUAAAAUAGUAUAGGGAGGACAGGUAAAUAUACUAAUUUUUCAUUGCUCAUAGUAGAGAAGGUAUAUUGACUAGUGAAACAGAGGAUUAUGGGGAUCAUAUGAAAACAUGAUUAAAGAGAUUAUCACUAGAAGAAAAAUUCAGACUGCUAAUUAUGAGAAAAAACAUGUAUGCACAAUCAAAUCACAAAAAUGAAAGAUGUCUAAAACCAUAGAAUAGGAACAAAUGUACUUGUCAUAUUAAUAAAAGUAAACUUACCUGUAGAUAAAAGGCAAAAAUGUCAGCAAACACUAAUUUCAUGUUAUAAGAUUCAGAAAGGUUGAGCAAAAGUAAGCCAAGCAAACACAAACAAGAAAAUGAGUUGUAGUCUGCAUAUCAGGCAAGGUUGAACUUAGGGAAAAAGAACUGGGAAAAAAAAAAAAAAAAAAAAACACUACAUAAUGCUAAAGGAUGUGACUCACGAGAUAAUAAUGUUUUGAGAUAAUCUGUGUACCAAAUAAUGGAAAACCAUUUAUGUAUUGGAAACCAUAGGAGACACAGGAAGAAACAGAAAUACAAUGUUAGUUGGAUAUUUUAAUUCAAUUCUGUCAAUUCAUGACAGAUCAAGUGGAUAAAAAACUAGGACAUGGGAUGAUUUAAAUAAGAUACAGAAGAUCUAGUUGAUACAUAUUAGACUUUUACCCUAAAAAUGAUAACUACACUUUAUCCAUGAGACAUUCCCCCAUUUGACUGUGUAUUAGAGCAUACAGAAAACAUAAGUUUCAGAACAGAGAAAAGGAACAACAGAUGGCAUUUGAUGAUAAAAAUGCAAUAAACAUAGAAUUUGAGAAUAAGUGGUCAGAAAAAAAAGUGCAAUAAAUUAAAGCCAGAAAACACUGCUCAUCUGCAAUCCAAAAUGUUUUUAAGCUCUUCAACUAUUCUUGGGUUGAUUAGGAAAUGCAAAGCAUUAAACAAGCAUUUCAUAUCCAAAGUAUAAACUUGUUCCUCUGAGAUACAAAUAAAACAGUGCUCAGAGGAAAAUUCAUUGCCCUAAAAUUUGUGUAUUAAAAAAUAAGAUACAUGUUGUAUAACUCAAAAUAUUAGGAAAAGGAAUCUUUUAAAAGCAGGCUAAAAGAAUCAAGAAAAAUUAAUUAGAAAAAUGAGGAAACAGAAUUAAAGCUAAUUUUUAAAAUAUGUAGUAAAAUAUGUAACAUUUUAGCUAACAUUACAAGAAGAGAAGACAAAAUAAGAAUUACCGGGUACUGAAUAAGAGCCAUAAAAUAUACUUUGCUCAACUGUAUGCAAACAAUUUAAAAACUUGGAUUAAAUGGAUAAUUUUCUAGGAAGGUAUAAUUUGCCAAAAAAUGACAUCAAAAGAAAUCUAAUGUAACAAUUGUCAUAGAAGAAAUGAAGUAUUUCAAUUAGCAUGACAGACUAAAUACUUUUAAAGACCCUACCAAUGAAAACAAAGAAAUGCAUUUGGAGGAUUAACAAAAAUUUUUUUAUUUUACAUUUUAAAGCAUGAAAUGGAAUUUAUCGUAAAGACAUGUAUUUUAUAGAAUCCAAGCAAAAGCUGACCAGCCAGAGAUAAAGUGAGGCCAGCUCAGGGAAUGCGAGCAGUGGCAAUUUAUUCCCUCUGGUGUUCCAUGUUAGCCUGACACAGAGCCCCCUCUUCACAUUCUCAGGAGCUCUUGAUCCAAAACCUUUUAAAAAAAAAUAAUUUUAGACUUAACAGAAAAGCUGCAAAAAUAGAUUUCCUCUGUACCCCUCUCUCAGCUUCUCCUAAUGUUAACUUACAUACCAAUGGUACAAUUAUUGAAAGUAGGAAAUUAACAUCGGCACAAUCCUAUUAAGUACAUACUUUAUUUGAAUUACAGCAGUUUUCCCAGUAAUGUUGUUUUUCUGGUUUGGUAUUCAAUCCAGGAUCCAUAUGUACUUGGGUCUUUCUGGGUUUUCUAUUCUGUUCCACUGGUCUACUUGUGCAUGGUACCACACUGUUUUAAUUAUAGAGACUUUCUAGUAUGUUUUAAUGACUGGCAAGGCUAGUCCCUCUUAUAAUUUUUCCUAUUUGUUGUGCUUCUGGCUAUUCAUACAUGUUUGUUUUUCCAUAUGAACUUCAGUAUCAACUUGUCUAAUUCAUUUUUUAAGGUACAUUGAUAUUUUAUUGAUAUUACAUGAUAUUAACUGAUUUAGGGAGAACUAACAUCUUUAAAAUGUGGAGUCAUCCUAUCCAAGAACAUAGGAUGUAUUUCCAUUUAUUCAAGACUAUUUUGUGCCUUUUCAGCAGUGUUUUAAAAUUAUCCUUGUGUAGGUUUUGUGCAUUUCUUGCUAAGCUUAUCCCUAAGUAUUUAAUUUAUUUGCUAGUAAAUGAGAUUUCCUCUGCCAUUAUGUCUUCUAACUGGUUAUUGCUCUCUCUAUAAAAGCUACUGAUUUUGUAUGCUAAUAUAUCUUGCUACCUUACUUAAUUUUUUAAAAAAAUAAACAACAGAAAUUUAUUUCUUAUGGUUUCACAGUCUGGGAAGUCCAAGAUCAAGGUGCUGGCUGAUUCAACGUCUGGUGAGAGCUUGCCUUCUGGUUCGUAGAUGACACCUUCUAGUUGUGUCCUCACAUGGUGAAGGGGACUAGUUAGCAAUCUGGGGUCUCUUUUAUAAGGGCAUAAAUCCCAAUCACUAGGGCUCCACCCUUCUAAUCUAAUCACCUCCCAAAGGCCCUGUCUUCAAUACCAACACUUUGGGAGUUAGGAUUUCCACUUGUUUUUGGGAGACGCAAACAUUUAUACCAUAGCAGUCAGUAACAAACUCUUUUUGUUUUGCAGCCAAAGGUCAGUCAGUUUUUAUCCUCUUAGCUUAGUAUAAUUUAAGCCCUAAAACCAUGAAAUGCAUGGGAAAGGUUUUUUUUCUUUUUCUUUUUCAACUUUUAUUUUAGAUUUGAGGGGUACAUGUGCAGGUUUGUUACCUGGGUAUAUUGCAUGAUGCUGAGGUUUGGGGUAUGAAUGACCUGUCAUCCAGGUACUGAGCAUCCUUACAGAAUUCUUUUACUUUUGAAGUUAGUUUUAUCAUUGGUCCUCUAGAAAAACAAACAAAAGAAAACAAAAAUUAUUUCUAAACACCCAGAAGAAUGAUAAGAAAUGAAAAAAAUCUAUAGAAGUAAAAAAUGAUGUGAAAGCUUAAACCUGGGAAAGCAAGUAAGACAAAAGCCAUCUUUUACCUUGAAGAUAUCUACUAAGCCCUGAUUACCCUGAGCCUCUGUUGUGCUGACUGAGAUGGGUGCAGGAGGUAAAGCAGGGCCUGCUCAAGGCAGGAAGUUUAAUCUGAGAUCUCCCACAAAGUGGGGACCCUCCAAGUGCUACCCUUACUGUAUAAAGGUAAGCACUAAAUAAGCCACCAAGCAGAAAUAACAGGAAGGAAAAUUGCCUUUCUUGACCUUGGCCCUGGGUGGAGGAAAAGCUGUUCCUCUCCCACCAACCUAAAAAUGUUUAACAAGUUGUCCCUUAUAUAGAGGAUUGGGGCUCAAAUUUAUACUACUUGUAUGGUGCAAAAUACUGCAUGAGGAAAUUUAAUUUACAGUAGACCCAAGCCAGUUGUAACCCCAGAUAACUACUAGAAGCAACCACAAAUUCUCUCUGGAGGAAUGAACCUUCAAUCCAGGUAUCAGAUAACUCUCACAGAUAAAGUUAUGAAUAUGAACAACUUAAGCCAAUAAAUUUGAAAGCUUAGACAAAAUUCCUAGAGAAAAUAAUUUCUCAAAACUCAUUCAGGGGAAAUAGAAAGCUUGACUAGUUUUGUAACAUUAAACACAUUUAGUAAGUAGUUCAAAAUCUGGGCCUGUGUACUCUGCAGAAAGACUUUAUGGGACCCCCAAAAUGCCAUCAGUUUUUUUUCUGGAGCUUGACACAUUGAUUGUAAAGUUCAUUUGGAAGAACAAAUGAACAAGAGCAGCCCAAGGAAACCCUUUUAAGAGAGCACUUGGUAGGAGGAGGGCUAGUCCCACUACAUAUUAAAACAUAAAGCCUUAACUCUGAAAGUGUGGUAUAGGUUCAUGCAUAGAUCAAUGGAACGAUAUAGAAAAUUCUGAAACAGGCCCAAUUGCAUAUGAAAAUUCAGGAUGCAAUAAAGGUGGUGCCCUAAGUCAGUGGGGGAAAAGAUGGAUUAUAAAAAUGAAUGGUGUUGAGGUAACUGGACAUAGUUAUAUAGCUACAUAUAAAUAUAUAGCUAUACAGGAAAAAGUGGAUCUGUGUCUCACACUAUGCCAGGAUAAUUUUCAAAGCGAUGAGAGAUUUAAUUGUACAAUUUAAACUAUACAACUACUGGAAAAAAAAAAAAGAUGAAUUCCUCUGUGACAGGGGUCAGCAAGCCACAUAGCCUGUAGGCCAAAUCUGACUGACCCAGGGCCUGGUUUUGGGCUGCUGCAAGCUAAGAAUGGUGUUUUGUUUUUUCUUCCACCUUUAAAGUGUUCAAUAACAAAAGAGGAGACCAUGGAACAGAGACUUUAUGUGGUCUCAAACUCUAAAAUAUUUACUAUCCGAACUUUUAUUUAAAAACUGUGGACCCACGCUUUGUAACCUGUGUUAGCUAUUGCAUUAUAAUGCCACUGAACUCAGCUGGGGCACCUCUGCUCUAUGUGUCCCUCAUCUCCUUGGACCAGUACAAAAAUAUACUCCACUACUUUGGUAGAAGGGAAUGUAAAUCCACAUGGCAAAGGAUGGGGAUAUAGGGAACGGAAAAGUUUUGGGACCAAUAAUGUACUCUUCUACACUAAAUACUACUAAAAAUUUAGAUGCAGUAAGAGAUAUAUUUGACUGUUGAAAAAAAAAUCUUGCAUGCAUAUACACAGUAAGCAAACUAAAAUACAAGUGAUAACCCAGAAACAUGGUUGCAACUUACAUCACAGAUUAAAGGCUAAUACUCCUAAUUUAUAAAUAACAUAAAAGUAGAGAAUUUCCUGUAGACCACUGUGGAAGAGAUGAGCAGACAGUUCACGGAAAAAAUGCAAAUGUCUCUCAAACGUGAAAAAAUGCUCAAUUUUCCAUAUAGUCGAUUGAUUUUCACAGAUAUUCUUAUCAUCCCCAUUUAAGAGACAAGGAAACUGAGUCAUAAAGAUGUGAUGUAUUAUGCUUGAACACAAAAAGCUAAGAAGUAAUGGUGCCAAGAUUUGAACCCAGUGAGGCUGGCUCUAGAUGAAAGACUAAUUUACCAUGACUAAAUGAGGCUUAUUUCAGGGAUGCAAGAAUCAUUUAAUAUUAGGAAUAGCUGGGUGUUUCCUUAAUAUGGUAAAAUAUAUUUAUCUCAAUCCAAAGCCUGCGUCGUGCUUAAUUGAGAAUACCAGAAGCAAUUUCAUUAAAGUCAGGAACAAGAAAAAGAUGUCCACUAAUUAUCACUAUUAUUUAAAAAUGUUCUGUAGGAUGUAGGCGAAACAAUUAGACAAGUGAAAGAAAGAUACAGAAAUCAGAAGAGAAAAUUAUGAUUUUCAGAUGAUAGUGAGUUUUUUACUUAGAAACUAAAGAAGACUAACCAGACCUUACAAAAUAAGAAUUUAAUGAAUUAAUUUUCAGAAAUCAGUAGCUUUUACAGGUACAAUGUCUAAUUUCAAGCUCUAAGGGAAGAAAAUACCCAUUUUAUAAUAGCACAAAACAUAAAUGAUAACAUAUUUAGGAAUAAACACAAGAAAUAUUAUUUGUAGAAAAUGUUAAAAUGCUAAUGAGAGAUGAAACAAGACCCAAACGGGAAGAUAAACUACGUUCUGGCAUAGAAAUAUGCAGCAUCAUAAAGAUAUCACUUCUCUCAAUUACAAAUCUAAUGUGACCUUCAAUAAAAAUACCAAUAGAAUUGAAAAAAAUUACAUAAAUUGAUUCUAAAGUUCAUAUUAAAAAAUAGUGAUAGAGGGAGACUACUAGAUAUUAAAAUUUAUACAUCUACAGCAAUUAAAACAGUGGUAAUAAUUUGUGAGUAGUCAUACAGAUGAGUGGAACAGAAUAGUUCAGAAAUAGAUCUAAAUACUUACGAGAAUUGAGAAUAUGAUAAAGGUGGCUUUUCAAUCAGUGGAAAAAAGAUUAGUCAGCAAAUGGGGUGGGAACUACUAGGUAGGGCUCUGGUGAAAAAAAUUAAGUUGGAUCUAUACUUCACCUCUUAUACCAGGACAAAUUACAGACAGUCUAAAGAUUUAAACAUAAAAAAAAAAUACUUUUUCUGAAAGUACAAAAAAAAAAAGGAAAGUUAUUUUAUAACCUAAGACUGGGGAAGGCCUUUCUAAGUAUGACACAAAACCCAGAAGCCAUAAAAGAAAAGAUUGCUAGAUUAGACUUCAUAGAGAUAAAAAAUUUCAUCAUGACAGUAGCACCGUAAGCAAAUGCAAAUGAGAACUUGGGCAAGAAAUGUGUAACUCUGCCAAGAUGAGGGCCUAAGUUAUCUAAAAUAGAAAGAGUCCCUAUCAAUAAAAAAGAAAACACAUUAGCAAUCCAGUAUAAAAAUGGGGAAAGGAGAUUAACAGAGACGUUUAAUAGAAGAGAAAAUACAAAUGACUUUGAAGCAUACGAAAAUGCAUAAUAAUAGAAGUUUUUUCCUACCAAAAAUAAUAAAGUUUGUUAACACACUAUGGCAAGUGUGUAGCUAAAUAGAUGCUCUCAUACAUCGUAUAAACUAGUGCAAACUAUAUCUUGGCAGUAUCUUAUUAAAAUUACAAAGGUUCAUUACAUUUUUAAACCCAGCAAUCCUAGGAAUUUGUCCUACAGAUACAAUUGUAUCUAUACAUGUGAAAUAACAUAUGUCAACAUGAAACUGUAUAGAAAGAUGAAUAUCUAAGUAAAAAGGUUUUAUUGGGGAAUAAUACACAAGAUGUGGGAUUGCAAUCCAGGUCAUACAUACAGACAGACCAAGGUGUUCUCCAGUAUGUCUAGAGAAAAGGAAAAGUUUAGGGUUUCAUUGGGGAAAGAGGAGGUUAUACAAGUCGUUUUGAAAGAAAGUCAUUGGUGGGGAUAGUGUCUUUUGAGAGCUGGCAAGUGCUGAUUUGUGAGUGGUGGCAGUUAUUGAGUGAAAUUUGUGAUCUUAAAAUUAUGUUUUGUUCGAUUGGCCUUGCAUACGAGUCAGUGUGUCAGGCAAGUGUUCUUAGAAAAGUGAUUAGCUGCCCUGCCAUCCUUGUGUGACUUAAGUGGUAAGCUUUGAUUCGUUUCUGUUAUCAGGCAAAUCGCACAUGAAAUCCCUCCUUUCAUAGCCUUCCCUGGCUCCAUUUUGUCAGGGUUUGACACAAGUGACUCCAUUUUGAAUCUGACAACUUUCACAUGAGCAACACUAACCAUUAGAAGUCACCAGAGGUUAGUCAGGUUCAGUCCUCACACAAGGAAGGCAAUUACACAAGGCUUUAAUACCAGGAGGUUGGUCAUUUGAGGUCAUCUUAAAGAGGCUGCCUAACACAUGGGUAAAUGUUUUAAAAACCUAACUAUAUCUGGCUUUCAAGAGGCAUACUUUGAGUGUUAAGAGAAAGAUUGAAAGUAAAAGGACGAUAAAAAACACACCAACCAAAAAAAGGCUGAUAUAGCUAUACAAAUCAUCAGUUGAGAUAAAUGUAAGUCAAGAAGCAUUACUAAGGACACAGAGGAACAUUUCAUAGAGAUAAAAAGAUAAAUCUACCAGAAAGAUAUAGUUUGUAUUUUAAUGCAACUAAUAAUAUAGCUUCAAAACAUAGAAAACAAAAUUACAGACCUAGAAGUACCUAAUAGUACAAGUAGUCAUUAAUAAUAUGGAUGAUUACAACAAAAUGAAUAAUAAAUUUAACCUAAUUGAUGUCUAUAGAAUACUAUAACCAGCAGUGUCAGAAGAGGUAUUCUUUCCAAGUACCCAUUGAAUUUUUACCAGAAUUUAUCAUAUGCUGGUCUUUAAGUCCCAACAAAUUCCAAAGAGUAAAUCAUCUAAAAUAUGUUCUCUGACAAAAGUGAAAUUACUCUAAAAAUCAAUUUUUUUAAAACCCCAGAAAAGCCUGAAAUAUUUAGAAAUUAAACAUUAUAAUUCUAAAUAACUGAUAGUUCAAAAAUAAAUUACAAUAGAUGUUAGACAAUACUUUGAACUAUAUGGCAAUUUUUAAAUGACAUCAAAACUUGCAUUAAAAAGGCUAAAAGUCAGUCCAAGUGCGCAUCUCAAAAAGUAGAAAAAGGAUAGCAAAAAACCCAGAGAUUGGUUCUCUGAAAAGACUAAUAAUAUUGAUAAACCUCUAGCAAGACUGAUUU